AUGUCUGUAUUUCUUAGUAACUUAUCAACAAAUGACUCUAGCCAAUGGAAAGAAAAUCAUAAUUCGACAGACCUUUUAAAUCCGCCAGGAACUCUGAACAUCUAUCUUUUUUGCCUGACAUGCUUAAUGACUCUUGCAGCCCUGGCAGGCAGCAUUUAUUCACUAGUUUCCCUGCUGAAAAUGCAGAACAGAACUGUUGUGUCCAUGCUUGUGGCUUCCUGGUCUGGGGAUGAUCUCAUGAGCGUCCUGUCGGUGACCAUCUUCAUGUUUUUGCAGUGGCUAAAUGAGGUCCCCGAUUACUUCCAGUCUCUAUGCACCACCUCUGCCUUACUAUAUUUAUGCCAGGGCCUCUCAAGCAACUUGAAGGCGACUCUCCUAGUCUCAUACAACUUUUACACGAUGCACAGGACUGCAGGGAGCCAGGCAGCCUCCAGAAGAUCCAGCCAGGUGCUUGGCGUGGCACUGACCGUGUGGGCAGCCAGUCUGCUGCUCUCCGGGCUCCCACUGUGUGGCUGGGGCGCUUUCGUGCGCACGCCUUGGGGCUGCUUGGCAGACUGCUCCAGCUCCUACGUGCUGCUCCUCUUCGCUGUGUACACCUCAGCCUUCGGACUGCUCGCCGGUCUCUCGGUCCCGCUCAUUCACCAGCUGCUGUGUUCAGACGAGCCACUGAGACUCUACGCCAACUACCAGGAAAUUUCCCGCGGAACUUCUACUCCUGGGACCCCAUCAACUGCGGAGAGAGUGCUUUCCCUGUCCCCAGAUGAUGCUCUGGGCCCUGCUCUGCGUUGCUUUGCGGGAUGCUCCCCGAGCUCGGACACUGCGUUUGGGCCGGGUCUGCCCGCGACGACUGAGCACGGGCGCGCGCCAGGGCGCACUGCCUCGGCUGGGGCUGGAGCCUGCAGGCGUGAGAACCCGGGGACCCUCUAUGGCACCAGGAGCUUCACCGUGAGCAUAGCGCAGAAGCGCUUCUCUUUGAUCCUAGCGCUGACAAAAGUCAUUCUUUGGCUUCCCAUGAUGAUCCACAUGGUGGUCCAGCACGUGAUGGGUUUUCAGAGCCUUCCCUUCGAGUCACUCAGCUUUCUACUAACCCUGCUGGCUACAACUGUAACCCCGGUGUUUGUCUUGUCCAAACACUGGACCCACUUGCCUUGUGGCUGCAUCAUCAACUGCAAGCAGGAUGCGUAUGCAGUGGCAUCGGAUGGAAAAAAAUCCAAGAGAAGAGGCUUUGAAUUCAAUAUAUCUUUUGAACGAAGUUAUGGAAUUUAUAAAAUAGCACCUGAAGAUUACUAUGAUGAUGAUGAAAAUUCUACAUCCUAUCACAAUCUCAUGAACUAUGAGUGCAAAACUACAAAAGACUCUCAGAGAGACACUCAUAAUAUCUUCAAUGCUGUAAAAGUGGAAAUCAGCACUACUCCCUCUGUGGACAGCUCCAAACUAAAAGGCAUCAACAAAAGCACCAACACUGAUAGUCCAGAGGCUAAGGAGGAUUCCCACAAUAAAAAGGGUGUUGAUCCAUUGCUAUUUAAAAAAUCAGAAGUUGAUAUUCACUACGAAGAAACCACCUUUUUGGAAGGGCCAGAAAGAAGACUUUCUCAUGAGGAGAGUCAGAAACCAGACCUUUCAGACUGGGAAUGGUGUAGAAGUAAAUCAGAAAGAACCCCUCGUCAGCGUUCCGGUGGUGCCCUUGCCAUUCCCUUGUGUGCAUUCCAGGGGAUGGUGUCUCUCCAAGCCCCCACAGGGAAAACGCUGUCCCUUUCUACCUACGAGGUAAGCGCUGAAGGACAAAAAAUAACCCCAGCCUCUAAGAAAAUAGAAGUCUAUCGAUCCAAAAGUGUUGGCCAUGAACCAAACUCAGAAGAUUCUUCAUCCACAUUUGCGGACACCAGUGUAAAAAUACACUUGGAGGUUCUUGAAAUUUGUGAUAACGAAGAGGCCUUGGACACUGUGUCAAUCAUUAGCAACAUCAGCCAGUCCUCCACACAGGUCAGAUCUCCAUCUCUACGUUACUCACGGAAAGAAAACAGAUUUGUUUCAUGUGAUUUAGGAGAGACAGCCUCAUAUUCUCUCUUUUUACCCACGAGUAAUCCUGACGGUGACAUCAACAUCUCCAUCCCGGACACCGUUGAAGCGCACAGGCAGAACAGUAAGAGGCAGCAUCAAGACAGGGAUGGCUAUCAAGAGGAAAUCCAGUUGCUAAAUACAGCUUACAGGAAAAGAGAGGAAGAAGGCAAGGGUAGCUAG
Messenger RNA from Pteronotus mesoamericanus, 2241 nucleotides. It is a transcript of the gene GPR149, whose product is annotated as G protein-coupled receptor 149. The transcript is spliced from 4 exons. Lineage: Eukaryota; Metazoa; Chordata; Mammalia; Chiroptera; Mormoopidae. Gene Ontology annotation, biological process: neuropeptide signaling pathway. Gene Ontology annotation, cellular component: plasma membrane; neuron projection. Gene Ontology annotation, molecular function: G protein-coupled receptor activity; neuropeptide binding. The coding region runs from base 1 to 2241 and encodes 746 amino acids. The record is from RefSeq and is a predicted model, not a curated record.